GGGAUGGCCUUCACCAACCACGAUCCCGACCUCGUCUGGGCCUUCUGCAUCCUCUACGACAUGGCCAGCCAGAAGAUCGACCUGCAACAUGUCCAUGCCCACGAGCAUAAUCCAUGGAACGAAGUUGCCGACGCGGCCGCCAACCACGGACGCAUCACCCCAGUACCAGUUCCACAGCAAGAAUGGGCAAGUAUAAUGGACAGCACUUAUCAACGGGACUGGGAGUUCUGGCUCAGCGCAGACCAGAACACCAAGGAGGCCUACCCUACCUUCGGACAAGGCAGUCUCACAGCAACCACCGUCCCGACGGCCGCCGAAGCUAGCCACUUCCACAAGACGACCGAGGCCAGCGACAGGAAGACCGAGAUAGAAAUCAACAUCGCGACUUACAACAUACAGACGCCAUGGGGAAUACGCGACUCAGAUAAAGAAGGCGAUGCCUCCUGCGCCAACGCCAAUAGCUACCACGUCAUCUCCAGCGGCCACAAGGGGUACAACUACGGACGUGAGCCCCACGUCCUCCUUAGCAAGCCGUACGGGAGGUGCGGCAAGGAGGAACUCUUCUUCAAGCCCGACCAGUUCAUUGUCAUCGAGAAGGACCCUAGGCUCCUCAUUAUCCGAGUGCGCGCACCGGGCUUCUCCCACGUGCCGGCCGUCGCCCACGCGCCCUGCCCCAAAGCCCUCGGGGCCGAGAAGACCAGAUUCUGGAAUAAGCUUACCGAGGCGACAGCAACAUACCAGAUCGGCAUCAUCCUGACAGACGCCAAUGCCAGAACAGGCGACAUCAACAGCACAGCGAUUGGCGACCAGGGCACGAAGCAGAAAGAAGAUCCAAACGGUCCAGAGCACUACACCUGGCACUCAAGCAAGAACCCCCGCCGCAUCGACUACGUCAUCAUUCCAAGGGGAUACCUGGACUCGAUCGAGGCUUGCUCGGUCCGGUAUGGCGUCGACAACGGCUGCGACCCUGACUCCAAGGAUGACCACUACCCCGUCAUGCUGGAGCUCGCAUACGACGAGAUCGCAUCAUCGGCCACCAAGGGCGCCCCCAAGCUCGAUGAGCACAAGCUAGCCGACGACGCCUGCCGCAAGAACUUCAUUGAUAAGCUCCGCGACAUCCAACACACUACAUGGGACACAAACGUCAACGACCACGUCAGCACCAUCACCGAGAAGAUAACAAAGGCUGUUUACGAGUGCUUCCGCCCCCUCGGCCGCACACCACGCAAGCCCUACAUCACAAAUCGGCCUUUCGCUCUGCUACGAGUUCGCCGCUCACUCCUCAAGACGACCCGCAUUGUCAAGAAGAACAGGAUCACCAACGAGUACGGUGUGAAGCUGCUCC
Molecule: messenger RNA, 1345 nt
Organism: Prorocentrum cordatum
Lineage: Eukaryota; Dinophyceae; Prorocentrales; Prorocentraceae
Source: the annotation of a GenBank genome assembly